CGAAAGCAUUCACCGAUUGGAAGGAAUGCGAAAGACCACGCCUUUCUUCGAAACCGAUAGACGAACGAGAUCGAUUCCUUGAGGAUGUAAGAUUGAGAUGGGACAAGAGUAGGUUGUCCCAUGAUAUAUCGCUUUCAUAAAUUUGAUUGUUUUAUGUCAUUCCGUGUCAUACUGAAAUCACAUCUGAAAAAGCUUUCGACAGAGAUACGUCGACGUACACUAAUACACGCAGCCACCAGACAAACCACUUCAUCGAUACCAUGGGCUCCGAUAGCAAAUGCCCCUUUGCACCCAAAAUGAACAAAGCUGCUUCGGCGAACAGCUAUUGGUGGCCUGAUAAUAUCAACCUGAAAAUACUAAAUCAGCAAGGGGCCAACAACCCCGACCCUUCCUUUAAUUACAAGGAAGCGUUCCGAGAGUUGGACGUUGAGAUGGUGAAGCGUGAUGUCAACAAGAUGCUGACUACCUCUCAGGACUGGUGGCCUGCUGAUUGGGGUCACUAUGGGCCUUUUAUGAUUCGAAUGGCAUGGCACGCGGCAGGAACCUACCGUAUUUCCGAUGGAAGAGGCGGUGCCAACACCGCUAACCAACGUUUCGCGCCAUUGAAUAGCUGGCCGGACAACGCCAACCUUGAUAAGGCUCGUCGUCUCAUGUGGCCAGUUAAGCAAAAGUAUGGCCGAAAGCUUUCGUGGGGUGAUUUAAUGAUGCUCACGGGUAAUCAGGCUUUGGAAAUUAUGGGCCUAAAAACAAUUGGCUUUGCAUUUGGUCGUGAAGAUAUAUACUCCCCCGAGGACGAUGUGUACUGGGGUCCGGAAAAGGAGAUGCUCAGUAACGAUAGGUUCGACGAGAACGGUGAUAUUAAACGCCCACUUGGAGCCUCCGAAAUGGGUCUCAUUUACGUAAAUCCUGAAGGUCAUGAUAACGAGCCGAAUCCAACGAAGUCUGCUCACGAUAUCCGUCAGACCUUCAGAAAUAUGGCCAUGGACGAUUACGAAACUGUCGCACUUAUUGCUGGUGGACAUACAUUUGGAAAGACCCAUGGCGCCGCUCCAGUAUCACACCAAGGACCAGAACCGGAAGGUGCAUCAAUCGAACAUCAACAGCUUGGCUAUCUGAGCGACUACGGGACCGGUAAAGGAAAAGAUACCACCACUAGUGGUCUCGAAGGAGCUUGGACCGAAACCCCAAUCCAAUGGGAUAUGAACUAUUUCAAGAAUUUGUUCGAGUAUGAAUGGGAGGUUCAUAAAGGCCCGGGGGGUCGCCACCAAUGGAGACCGACCGACAAGUCUACCUUUGAAAUGGUACCCGAUGCUCACGAGAAGGGUAAAAAGAACCCCCCAAUGAUGUUCACCACUGACAUUUCGUUGAAGAUCGAUCCAAUCUACGGGCCGAUCUCUCGUCACUUCUACCAUCAUCCAGAUGAAUUUUCUGCUGCUUUUGCAAAGGCAUGGUACAAGUUAUUACACCGUGAUAUGGGACCAGUCUCUCGUUGUCUAGGAAGCGAUGUUCCGGAACCCCAAUUGUGGCAGGAUCCGAUCCCCUCUCUUGACCAUGAGCUGAUCGACGACGAAGAUGUUGCCAAACUUAAAAAGCAAAUUCUUGGCUCGACCGGUAUCGCCGGCAAGAUUUUGGGGUCUAGCGGCCCUUGUGUAUCUGAACUAGUGAAGGUUGCCUGGGGUUCUGCAUGUACAUACCGAGGCACGGAUCACCGUGGCGGAGCGAAUGGUGCUCGUAUCCGUUUGGCACCCCAAAACACUUGGAAGGUAAAUGACCCGGAAGAGCUCAAAAGAGUGCUAGAACAUCUGGAACAGAUUCAACUAGACUUCAAUGAGCAACAGAAAGGCAGUAACAAGCGAGUAUCACUAGCAGAUUUGAUUGUUCUAGGUGGUUGCGCUGCAAUUGAGUAUGCUGCCAAAAAUGCUGGCAAUGAUAUCAAUAUACCGUUCUCCCCUGGACGCACGGACGCGUCAUCGGAGCAGACGGUUGCAGAAUCAUUUGACGCUCUGGAACCGAGCGCAGAUGGCUUUCGCAACUAUUUGAAAGAAGGCCAAAGUGCCAAACCGGAAGAGCUCCUGUUAAAUCAUGCUCACUUGCUUACUUUGACUUCCCCCGAGAUGACGGUGCUAUUGGGAGGGCUUCGCGUUUUGAAGGCAAACACGGGAAAUUCUGAGAUGGGUGUAUUUACAAAAAACCCAGAAACGCUAACGAAUGAUUUCUUUGUCAAUCUUCUGGACAUAAACACGACCUGGUCGUCUGUGGAACAAGACAAGAACCUAUUCGAUGGUCUGGAAUACGGCACAGGGAAACUGAAUUGGAAAGCGAGUCGUUUCGAUUUGAUCUUUGGUUCCAAUUCUGAGCUCCGUGCGAUUGCAGAGUAUUACGGUAGUGAUGAUUCAAACGAAGUGUUUUUAAAGGAUUUUGUCAAAGCUUGGACAAAGGUGAUGGAGCUUGAUCGUUUUGAUUUGAAAUAACCGUAAGUAUUGACAGAUCCAAGUUAGAAGUGUUCAAUUUUAUGAUAGUUGAUGUAGAUAAAAUUCCUGGCCAUUAUUCUGAAUAAAGUAGAAGAGUGUUAAUGCUAUGA
Molecule: messenger RNA, 2581 nt
Organism: Phaeodactylum tricornutum CCAP 1055/1
Lineage: Eukaryota; Bacillariophyta; Bacillariophyceae; Surirellales; Neidiaceae
Product: catalase-peroxidase
Exons: 2
Coding region: 261-2471 (736 amino acids)
Biological process (GO): cellular response to hydrogen peroxide; hydrogen peroxide catabolic process
Cellular component (GO): cytosol
Molecular function (GO): heme binding; catalase activity
Source: RefSeq, a predicted model, not a curated record